CCGCAGUCAAAAACAUCAUAAACUGUAGUAGAGAAACUGACGACAAACCAUCCACCAGCCAGCCAGCCGACGAACAACGAAGAAGCAACCAACAACCGACCAAAACCAAACUUGUUGACGUGAGAGCAUCACCAGCCAGCCAGCCUUGAGAUCAUGGCGGAAGCGAUGGACACGGGUCCCGAGGGCGUUGCGUACGCUACAGAGACCGCAACCUCUGCCGAGGAGCUCUGGCCAAAGGUGACGGAGGACAUUGAUGUCAAGGACAAGAAGGCGGUCAAGGCAAAGGAAACGGCCAUUUCCAACCUCUGCGAACAGCUCUACAAAGCCGCCGACGCAGACGGCUUGAGGCGGCUGAUUGAUGCCAUCAAGCCGUUUCUCAACGUCGUCAGCAAGGCAAAGGGCGGAAAGCUGUUCAAACAGAUUAUCGAUCGCUUUGUCGACCUCACCAAUGCCACCGCGGACGAGAAGGUUGCCAUGUGCAAGGACUGCAUCUCAUGGGCCAAGGACAGCAAGCGCACUUUCCUUCGCCAAGCUCUCGAGGUUCGUCUCAUCUCGCUGCACCUGGAGGCGGGCGAGUACCAGGAGUGCUUGACACAGAUCCGCCCGCUCCUGCGGGAGCUCAAGCGCCUUGACGACAGGCAGCUGCUCAUGGAGGUGCACCUCAUGGAGAGCAAGGCAUACUUCUUCCUCUCAAACUACCCAAAGGCCCGUGCUGCGCUGGUUGCUGCGCGAACCAUUGCCAACUCCAUCUACUGUCCGCCACGCAUGCAGGCCUCCCUCGACCUCCAAUCGGGUGUUCUUCAUGCACAAGAGGCCGACUUCAAGACAGCGUACUCCUACCUCUAUGAAGCCUUUGAGGGCUUUGACUCUGUGGAUGUGCCCCAGGCUGCCCUGCGCAGUCUCAAGUACAUGCUGCUGGCCAAGAUUCUCCUCGAGGAGGCGGCAGACAUCCCCGCCAUCAUCACAGGCAAACUCGCCCUCAAGUACUCUGGUCGGGAACUUGAUGCCAUGCAGGCCGUUGCCUCUGCAAGCCUCAACCGCUCCCUCGCCGACUUUCAACAGGCCAUGACAGAUUUUGCAAAGGAGCUCAAGGAGGACUUUGUUGUGCAGAACCACGUGACGGAGCUGUAUGAUUCCCUGUUGGAGCAGAACCUCAUGCGCCUUGUGGAGCCCUUUUCCCGCGUCGAGAUUGACCACCUGGCAGAGCUGAUUGACCUGCCGGUGGAUGCUGUCGAGCAGAAACUGUCGCAGAUGAUCCUCGACCACAAGCUGCACGGCAUUCUGGACCAAGGUGCCAACUGCCUCCAGCUGUUUGACGAGGAAGCGCGCAACGAAACGUAUCAGAAGACACUGGACACGAUUGCGCAGACCAACCUUGUUGUGGAUGCACUUUACAAAAAGGCCAAGGGUGUCGUGUAAUUCUCGCCCGCACACAAGCACGCUUCAAGUGUUCUCGUGCGUGCUUGCUUCCUUCUCUGCGUUGUUGGUGCCUCUUUGUUCUGCUGGCACGUGCAUGCAAUACAAUCAUUACAGAAAAAGUGAAACAC
Molecule: messenger RNA, 1547 nt
Organism: Salpingoeca rosetta
Lineage: Eukaryota; Choanoflagellata; Craspedida; Salpingoecidae
Product: 26S proteasome non-ATPase regulatory subunit 11
Exons: 12
Coding region: 154-1419 (421 amino acids)
Biological process (GO): ubiquitin-dependent protein catabolic process
Cellular component (GO): proteasome regulatory particle, lid subcomplex
Molecular function (GO): structural molecule activity
Source: RefSeq, a predicted model, not a curated record